This is a messenger RNA of Talaromyces proteolyticus, 918 nucleotides long. RefSeq lists its product as uncharacterized. The record is from RefSeq and is a predicted model, not a curated record. NCBI's taxonomy places the organism in Eukaryota, Fungi, Ascomycota, Eurotiomycetes, Eurotiales, Trichocomaceae. The transcript is spliced from 2 exons. Gene Ontology annotation, molecular function: protein binding. The coding region runs from base 1 to 918 and encodes 305 amino acids.
AUGUCAUACCAGUAUUCGCAUCAGGACCACGGUCAUCCGCCCCUCCCUCCCGGCUGGGUCGCAGAAUGGGUUCCGCAGGAAAACCAGUACAUCUUCAUUGACCAGCGCACUGGACAAAAGCAGUGGCACCACCCUGAACGUCCUCCUGCUGGCGGCCACGAUUCUCGUUCACCAGGUUAUAGUCCUGGUCCGGGUUCAAGGGGCGUGGGAGGGCCUCCGCCAGGACCGGGAGGUUACGGAUACGGCUCUCCCCAAGGGCCAGGGGGCCACCCACCACCGGGAUACGGGAGCCCUGGACCGCAAGGCUAUGGCGGUUCUCCUCAACCCCAUGGUUAUGGAAGCCCACCACCACCUCCCGGAGGAUACGGUGGCCCUCCUCCGCCACAUGGCUAUGGAAAUCAACCACCACAGCGUGGGUACGGAGGUCCUCCACCACCACAGGGAUAUGGUGGCCCUUCACCUGGCCCGCAAGGCUACGGUGGUGCUCCUCCUCAACCUGACCAAAAGAAGAACCACAAUGUGGCCUAUGGUGUCGGUGGAGGCCUUGUGGGUGCCGCUUUAGGCGCAUGGGCAAUGCACGAGUAUGAUGGGCACAAAGAAAAGGAGCGCGAUGAGGAGCGUCGUGAAGAAGAGGUAGAACGCCGCCGUGAAGAAGAACGUGAAUUUCAGCGCAGAGAGGAACGUGACCGCGAGCACAUGUACGAAGAGGAACGAGAACGUGAGCGGUACGAAGAAGCACGAGACCGCCAGCAAUUGUAUAACGAAGAACAACAACUCGAGCAGCAGCGCGAAAUUGAAUUUGCGCGCGAACGAGAAUUUCAACGCGAAGAGGACUUUGAGCGACGGGAAUGGGAAGACGACCGCCGAGAAGAAGAGAUUGUGUACGAAGAUAGGAGAUAUGAGGAGAGUCGCUGGUGA